GCCAUGCGUCGCAAUUCCCUCCGAUCUGUUCUAGUCCAGCUAUAACAAUACACCAUUAAGAUUCAAACCACUCCAACCACAUCGAGAUCCGAUCUACAUGCUCUAUACAAUACAACACUCCUAAUUCGUCAUCGUCAUCAUCAUUAAUUGCCCACCAUGUUCUCCGUCAUCAUACCAGACCAUCCGUGCCUCACAGACAUCGUCGCCGUCGAAACACAACCAAACGGCCAAACCUCAAAAUUCGCCUUCAAUUUCCCCCUCCCGCCCAAACUCACUGAACUCGUCGUCUUCUUUCUCCCCGGCACUGUCCUCCCGCCCGAUACCGCCGCUGCGAUUUACAUUCAAUUCCCUGAUCCGAACAACAAUGCACCCCAGUUUAAGUUUAUCGGAGCGCUAGCGAAUGAGAGACCCUCUGCGAUUCUUAAAGUCCAGGCGCCGCAAAUCCCAGGACUACAAAAUGGCAAUGCGAUGGGCGGCGCAGCUCCAAUGGUGACGUUGGGGAUCUCGCUUGAACCUGUUCAGGCCGUUGCACCGCAGGUUGCUGCGCUGGAGGCGGAGCAAGCUGGUGGUGGCGCGGGGCAGUCGCUGGAGCUGGUACGACAUAACCGACAGCAGAAGGAAAUUACUACGAAGGUGCUGGCGCAGAGGAUUAUUGGCAAUGCGUUUAAUUUCUUGGCCAGCUUUGCGUCUGAGGAUCCGAGCAAUAGAGGACAGGAAACUGUUCCGUUGAAGACUUUUCGUGAUUGGUGGACGAAGUUUGAGAGGAAGGUCGAGAUGGAUCCGACGUUUUUGGAGAGGGAGGAUCCGUCGGCUUCGGGGUGAUGUGGUGCUAAACUUGUUUCAUUCGGAUUUUGUUGCUUGGUUCCGAGGGUUUGUCGAUUUUGAGCGCUUGCAUUUCGGUGGUUUAUGUAAUUCGGUGUCUCUGAUUUUAUAGGUCGCUCUAUACCCAUCGUUUAUGGUCAUCUGGCUAGAUGCGCUUGGGUUUGAGGUUUUAACCAUUUGCAUCUUU
Aspergillus costaricaensis CBS 115574 is the source of this 1009-nucleotide messenger RNA. RefSeq names its product OPI10 family protein. Gene Ontology annotation, cellular component: cytosol; nucleus. Bases 157 to 822 code for a protein of 221 amino acids. NCBI's taxonomy places the organism in Eukaryota, Fungi, Ascomycota, Eurotiomycetes, Eurotiales, Aspergillaceae. Gene Ontology annotation, biological process: protein import into nucleus. The transcript has a single exon. The record is from RefSeq and is a predicted model, not a curated record. Gene Ontology annotation, molecular function: nuclear import signal receptor activity.